This is a messenger RNA of Armigeres subalbatus, 647 nucleotides long. It is a transcript of the gene Pfdn6, whose product is annotated as probable prefoldin subunit 6. The transcript is spliced from 3 exons. Gene Ontology annotation, cellular component: cytoplasm; prefoldin complex. Lineage: Eukaryota; Metazoa; Arthropoda; Insecta; Diptera; Culicidae. Gene Ontology annotation, biological process: protein folding; chaperone-mediated protein complex assembly. The record is from RefSeq and is a predicted model, not a curated record. The coding region runs from base 135 to 518 and encodes 127 amino acids. Gene Ontology annotation, molecular function: protein-folding chaperone binding.
UUCAAUUUUUCUUGCAUGCAUGCAUGAGAUGAGCCAUUGGAUUUCGAAUUGCGGUCAUCUCCAUAGGAACUUCCAGUUCGUUUUUUCGUUUUUCGUGCUACAAAAGAUUGUGUUUUAUCCUACAAGCAGACAAAAUGGAUAAAGAAACUAUCGUUCUACAGCGCAAAUUGGAAUCCGAGUUGAAAAACUACAAAGAUGCCCAGAAAGAAUUCAACAAACUUGUUCAGCAACAACAACUCCUGGAUGGGCAAUACAAUGAAAAUAAGAACGUUUUAGAAGAACUGCAGCUGUUGAAGCCCACCAACACAGUGUACAAACUGUACGGGCCAGUUCUGGUGAAGCAAGAGCUGGAAGAAAGCAAGCAGAAUGUGGCAAAACGUAUUGAGUACAUUAAUAAGGAGCUGAAAAAAUGCACGGAAAACAUCGCCAGCCUGGAGCAGAAGCAAGACAAGUAUCGGGCAAACUUGCAGAAGCUACAGCGCCAGUAUCAAAGCCAGAUUGCGCUAACGAAGCCUUGAGGACACACGCCCCGGAAUGCGCUUUUAAUAUCGUUUCGCUUAUAAACCUAUUACUAUUAGGAUAAAUUAUUAUCGAUCCAUUUGUAACUAAGUAAUGGUAAUACACUAAUAUUGUAUCGAAGCAGUAAA